Molecule: messenger RNA, 1500 nt
Organism: Fonsecaea multimorphosa CBS 102226
Lineage: Eukaryota; Fungi; Ascomycota; Eurotiomycetes; Chaetothyriales; Herpotrichiellaceae
Exons: 6
Coding region: 1-1500 (499 amino acids)
Biological process (GO): transmembrane transport
Cellular component (GO): membrane
Molecular function (GO): transmembrane transporter activity
Source: RefSeq, a predicted model, not a curated record
AUGGCAGUCGAGACUCAGCAUCAAGGAACAUUCCGGACCGUCGAGCUCUCUACCUUCGGUCUUUGUCAAGAGAGCCAGCGCGACAUUGGACCCCUCGAUACCAUCUGUGUCGGAUGGAACAUCUGCAAUAGCUGGGCUGGAGUGGCAGCGACACUGGCUCUGACAAUCGCUCAAGGUGGUUCAGUGACGCUCAUUUAUGGCGUCGUCGUCUGUUUCAUCAUGGUUGGGUGCAGCGGCUUGACUAUGGGAGAGCUUGCUUCGGUCUUCCCGACCGCUGGAGGACAGUAUCAUUGGACAUCUAUAUUAGCGCCCUCGAAAGCGAGCCGUUUCCUGAGCUACGCAUGUGGUAUCACCAAUGCUUAUGCCUGGAUUGCCACCACGGCUGGAAUCGCCAUAAUUAUCCCACAAGUGAUCUUGGCUAUCGUCAUCCAUUAUCAACCUGGCUACGUCGCUCAAACGUGGCAUUAUUUUCUUCUUUAUCAGGCUGUAAACUUUCUGGCUUGCAUGCACAACAUAUUCUCAUUGAAAAAGACCAUGUGGGUCAAUGACGUGUCAUUUGUUAUCACAUUAACGGGGUUCGUCACGAUAAUUGUUACUUGCCUCGCACGAGCACCCUCCAAACAGAGCAGCGAGUUCGUUUGGACGACCUUAGUGAACGAAAGCGGCUGGCCCGCAGGUGUAAGCUUCUUGACGGGCCUGGUGUCACCUAACUACAUGUAUGCAGGGAUUGACGGCGCGAUACAUCUUGCCGAAGAAUGCAAGCAGGCCGAGAAAGUUGUGCCCAGGGCUCUCGUCAGCACUUUGACAAUUGGUUUUAUCACAAGCUUCAUGUUCGCGGUCUCAAUGACAUAUUGCAUUACAGAUUUCAGUGCCGUACUUAGCACACCUACAGGAUUUCCUAUCUACGAGAUCUGGCUCCAAGCGACCCGAUCUAGUGCUGCAGCCACAAUCUUCAUGAGCAUUCUCCUCACAGCAGCUACAGUGGCCCUCAUCGCUGUUCAACAGACUGCUUCACGCCUGACCUGGUCCCUCGCACGAGAUAAAGCUUUGGUAUGGCACAGAUUCAUCGGUCAUGUCCAUCCUUCUCUCCAGGUUCCAGUGUGGGCGCUCCUGGCUAACAAUGCCAUUGUGCUUAUGAUCGGCUUCAUUUUCCUUGGAUCUUCGACUGCUUUCAAUGCCUUUAUCGGCACGGGCCUCAUCCUGCAACAAGCAACGUAUGCCGUUCCGGCCGCACUGUUGAUGUAUCGAAGGCGGUCUUCCAUGUACCUGCCUGUUAACAGGCCAUUCAAGCUAUUCAGCCCUCUUGCCUGGGUAGCAAACUUCUGUACUGUCGCCUUCGCCAUCGUGGUCUUGAUUUUCUACGACUUUCCAGUUGUCGUCCCCGUGAGCGGUUCAAACAUGAACUAUACAUCUGCGGUGAUUGGGGUCAUGGCGUUGUUUGCUGCACUGAACUGGCUUUUCUAUGCUGGGAAGUCAUACCACGGUCCAAGAUUGGAUUAA